AUGAACGGCCUGACCCAUAUCACUGGUGUAGACAUCACUGGGAGAAUGGAGAGACCACUGGCUGUUGAGCAAGCCACUUACUCCAUCAUUAUUCAUAUGAUUUGGGACAAAUUCUUUAACCCACUGAGUUAUGCCAGACCUCAAAGGGCUGACUUGGGUUGGAAGACUGAUGAGCAUGGGAACACAGACUUCCUUCAGGACAGUUUCACACAAACUUACCAUGACCCAAAGCCUAUAUGCGUUUAUCGAAGUGACUGGCUUUAUAAUGAAAUUACCAUAACUAGGAGCUUUUUUUAUGAUGGAGCAGUAGAUGAGGAGGAGGGGGCUGAAGUGGUAGAGCAGAAGCCAGGAGGUAAAGAAAUGGAAAUGGUGAAGGAAAAUAUGGUGGUAAAUGAGGUGAAGGUCAAGGCAGGUCCCUGGUCCCUGAACGUGGAUGCCCACGCGAGCUCCCUGGAGGCCAUCCAACUAGAAGUGGAACUGAAUGCUCAGGCUGACAGAGCCGUACUACAGUUACAACACAAGUGUGGUCAGGUAUGUCAACACUUCCUAGAGCAGAGGAACUGCAUUGUUCAGAAUAUCCCCAGCUUCUGGGUCAGUGCCUUUUGGAACCAUCGAUAGCUGUCCACCCUGAUUAGAGGCCAAGAAGCAGACAUGUUAAGGUACAUAGCCAAUUUGAGACACCCUAGGGUGGGCUUCAAGUUCUAGUUCUUUCAAAGAAACCCACAGUGCAGAAACAAGCUGAUUGUCAAGGAAUAUGUCAGAUCAUCCGACCAAGUGGAGUCUCUUGCCACUCCAAUCAUAGGGCACCCAGGCCAUGAACUCUAGUCUUCCAUUCAUAGGAAUCGAGACGUCACCUGCAGCUUCUUCAGUUGGUUUUCAGACCACAACCUUCCAGAGCCUGACACAAUUGCUGAGAUUAUCAAAGAGGACCUCUGACCAAAUCCACUUGAAUACUGCCUAUUGUGUGAAGGGGCCCACAGAGUUAGACUCUGCCAGAUAAGGAAGCCAAUGGGGAUCCCUUUGGGUUCCAAUCUGGUUAACCUCUGCCCUUGGAAGUACUCCCAUACAAGAUCCCCUACCACUUCCUGCUGGACCUGUGCCUUGGCAACAGCACUGGGUAUGCCUAUUACUCUUUGUGUACUGAUCUUUCUGCACCCUGCUUCCUUUGAAAACUCACUCUCUCAACUGCAGGAUUGA
Molecule: messenger RNA, 1197 nt
Organism: Leptonychotes weddellii (Weddell seal)
Lineage: Eukaryota; Metazoa; Chordata; Mammalia; Carnivora; Phocidae
Source: RefSeq, a predicted model, not a curated record